Molecule: messenger RNA, 2157 nt
Organism: Formica exsecta
Lineage: Eukaryota; Metazoa; Arthropoda; Insecta; Hymenoptera; Formicidae
Exons: 5
Coding region: 320-1306 (328 amino acids)
Source: RefSeq, a predicted model, not a curated record
GAAUGGAAGCGUCGGCUUCAGUCGGGCGCGAACCUCCGUCGAAGAACGGUCUCCACGAUCGGCGUAGUCCGGACACCCUAUUGAUACGGUCUGUAUGAUCUUUAGAGAAACCAGUCGAGGGGUGUAAAAGCGAAGCGGUCGAUUUUCUUCUCUUUUUCUUUUUUUCUCGUCGCGCGAAUUCGCGAACACGUGUCAUUAUGACAAUACGCGAAAUCGGAAGCGAGGCGAGAUUCAAGGAACGAGAAUGAGGACGAUCCUGCGCGCUUAUCGCGACCUUCGUAUCGAGUACUUCGACGAGUAAGCGACCUGUGUAGUAGACAUGUGGAAGUGUUGGAUCCUGUUUCUGUGCUUCGCAGGCUUAUCCUCGGCUGUUUUGGACUUGUCAAACUUUAGUGUUAAUUCCUUGACGACUAAUCAAUCGAGAACAGUGCGACAGCACGAACACGUGAGACGAUUCGCGUGUCCCGUAGGUUUCUUUCGACUGAAACGAUUCUGUUAUUACCUGAGCGCCGGAACAGCGCCAUGGAGGGACGCGUACUUUCAUUGCAAGGACAGAAAUGCCACCCUGGCUAUACUGGACAGAAAUGGAAAGGACAGGAUGCUGAGAAAGUACUUGAUGGGGGAUCAGUUCACGAAAUUGGAGCGGUGGAUCGGCGGAAUUUUCAACUGGCAACAGAUGGCCUGGGAAUGGGGUGUGACGGGUGAGAAGAUGGUUUUCCAGAGUUUCGGGAGAAUGGAACCCGGGAAAUCUGAGAAGUACGCGUGGCAUUGUAUCAUAAUGGAUCCCGCAUUGAAAUACAAGUGGAGCGCGAGAAGCUGCGUCGAACGGAAGCAUUAUAUAUGCGAAGUGCCCGCCGGUCGUUUAUCAAGAAGACGCAAGAAGUCGGAUCCUUUCGCGCCGCAAAACCAAAGAUUAAAACCUAGAAAGAAGGGUAAGAAAUACUUAAACGAACAGAGGAAGCUAGAGGGAAGAAAGAAGAAUCGAACAAACUGGAGAAAAAAUUGGACGGACCAAAGAGAGAAUGAACAAUGGGCUCAUGGUGUCAAACUGGGAUCGCGGCCACCUUCCAAUACCAAGAUCACGCAGUCCAGAGAGCGCAUGCGACAUCGUUCGAAUAAAACCCGUUUGCAACCAGCUGAGCCAAGAGUUGCCCAAGUAUUGCCUCAAGGGCGAGAAUACGGCGCUUUUCUGGGCGGCAGACUCAAUAGCCAUCAGUCACAAAAUUUGGACAUGAAUAAUGUUUUUUCGCAGUUUCACAAUAAAAUAAACGAUUUCGCGCGGGAGGAGAUUUUGUUGAAGCCGUAAAGAAGAAACGUAAAUUAUUGAUAAUUAUAGUUAUGGCUGCAACUUUGACUUUAUUACUCUAUUACAUAAUGUAUGUGCGACUAAAAAAAAAACUUGCAUGUAAAAUUUUUGUUACAAUGAUACUAUCGAACUGCCAAUACGCUGACACAACCACUGCAAUAUAUACAACCAACUGCAAAAAUAAAUUUUGCAGAACUAUUGCAACCAAGAUUAAUCUCGAAACAGAAUCCUUAACGUUCCUGAAUAUUCGUGGAAAUUUCAAAAAUAUACUGAUCGAUUAAUAAAUCAAUCAUAUAUGGAUAAAUAAUGAUAAGUAAUGAUUACACGAUAUUUAUGUAGGUCAUUAUUUAUCAAACUGCAUUCGAUAUUAUUAAAGACACACUCGUCUAAAUAUUCUCUAUAUACUUAUUUAUCGUAAUACUAUUACAAAAAAUUAUUCAUUAUCUCUCUAUAUCUAUCUUUCUCUAUCUCACGAUUAUUUUGCCAAACGUCUUGUGCAGUUAAUUAAUUAUAAUGCGUGAAUAAUUCAUGUAUCGAUUAAAAAUCUAAAGCUGCCAAUUCUUAUCACUGCUAUCUGCGACGGAUUGCGUUACACGAAUUAAAUAAGCUACUAGAAUUGUUAUUCAAUAAUUAUCUCACGAUAUCCGUUUACGCUAAUCAUAAUUUUUAUAAAUGAAUUAUGCGAUUAGAUAGUGAAUCAAGAAGCAAAAUAAUGCUCGCAUCUUCAUAUUUCAAUCCACGUGUUUGUUAUUUUUUCACCGCUUCGUUUGUAAAUAUAUCAACAUAGGAUCAUCGAUAUAUAUAGCCCCUAUGUAUUUAAUGAUGUACAAUAAAAUAUUGAUAUUGACGAA